Messenger RNA from Crotalus tigris (Tiger rattlesnake), 4225 nucleotides. It is a transcript of the gene BRD3, whose product is annotated as bromodomain containing 3. Gene Ontology annotation, cellular component: nucleus; chromatin. NCBI's taxonomy places the organism in Eukaryota, Metazoa, Chordata, Lepidosauria, Squamata, Viperidae. The transcript is spliced from 13 exons. Gene Ontology annotation, biological process: regulation of DNA-templated transcription; chromatin remodeling. Bases 282 to 2531 code for a protein of 749 amino acids. The record is from RefSeq and is a predicted model, not a curated record.
CCAGGCCGCGCCAGCGAACUACGCUUCCCGGCGGCCCGCGCGGCCGGCGCAUGAGCGCAGCGCUGUGCCCCGUCCGCGCAUCAGCCCGACUGGCCUCGGCGGGCGCCUGCGGACCGGAGCGGCGGCGGUGGCGGCGGCAGGAGCGGCUUGGCUGCAUAGCCGGUCCCAGGAAAUGGGAUGCCCGUCCCAUGCGGGGAGCAUAAAAGGCGGCUCUCCUCGUCCUCCUCCCCCCUUGUGCUGCUGCUGCUGCUGCCCUCAGUGAAGCAGGGAGGCGGGGAACCAUGUCUGCCCUUACAUCAGCCAUCCAGGCCCCCCAGGGGCCAGUCAAUCCUCCCCCGCCAGAGGUCACCAACCCUAGCAAGCCUGGGAGGAAGACGAACCAACUGCAGUAUAUGCAGAACGUGGUGGUGAAGACCCUGUGGAAGCACCAGUUUGCGUGGCCCUUCUAUCAACCAGUGGAUGCCAUUAAGUUAAACUUACCGGAUUACCACAAAAUCAUCAAGAACCCAAUGGACAUGGGCACCAUCAAGAAGCGCCUGGAGCACAACUACUACUGGAGCGCCAGCGAAUGCAUGCAGGAUUUCAACACCAUGUUUACCAAUUGUUACAUUUACAACAAGCCCACGGACGAUAUUGUCCUCAUGGCACAAGCCUUGGAAAAGAUCUUCCUGCAGAAAGUGGCCCAGAUGCCUCAGGAGGAAGUGGAACUGCUGCCCCCCGUGCCUAAAGGCAAAGCUCGGAAGAUGGCGGCCGGGACCCCCAACCCAGGGGCCCAGCACCCAGCAGCCACAGCCGUCUCCUCUGCAUCCCCCCCAGCGCCCUUCCAGAGCAUCCCUCCGUCGGUAUCUCAGACGCCUGUAAUUGCCGUCACGCCUGUGCCAACCAUCACCGCGAACAUCACCCCCAUCACGGCCCCUCCUGCGACGCCUGUGCCCCCGCCUCCCCCGCCUCCUGCCACCCCAAUCAUGGCGGUCGUUCCCCCCACUCCACCCAUCGUCAAGAAAAAGGGGGUGAAGCGGAAAGCGGAUACCACCACGCCCACCACGUCGGCCAUCACAGCCAGCCGGAGCGAAUCCCCCCCACAGCUGUUGGACUCGAAGCAGGCCAAAGUGGUGGCCCGGCGGGAGAGCGGUGGCCGGCCCAUCAAACCGCCCAAGAAGGACCUGGAAGACGGGGAGGUGCCCCAGCACGCGGGCAAGAAGGGCAAGCUCUCCGAGCACCUCAAGUACUGCGACAGCAUCCUGAGGGAGAUGCUGUCCAAGAAGCACGCGGCCUACGCCUGGCCCUUCUACAAGCCGGUGGACGCCGAGGCCCUGGAGCUGCACGACUACCACGACAUCAUCAAGCACCCCAUGGACCUCAGCACCGUCAAGAAAAAAAUGGACGGUCGGGAAUAUCAGGACGCCCAAGGUUUUGCGGCGGACAUUCGGUUAAUGUUCUCCAAUUGUUACAAGUACAAUCCGCCUGACCAUGAGGUGGUGGCGAUGGCAAGGAAGCUGCAGGACGUCUUUGAGAUGCGAUUUGCCAAGAUGCCGGACGAGCCUGCUGACCCCCCGCCGCCCCCUCUGCCCACGGCCCCCGUGGUCAGCAAAAGCACGGAGAGCAGCCACAGCAGUGAGGGGACCUCCUCGGACUCGGACAGCUCGGACUCGGAAGAGGAGCGGGCCACGCGGCUGGCAGAGCUGCAGGAGCAGGACUGUUCCCGAUCAUUGAGGCAGUGCUACAAGGUCAUUGACUCCCGAGACUGGAAUGGAUGGAAUCUCAAGGCCGUCCACGAGCAGCUGGCUGCCCUCUCGCAAGCACCGGUGAACAAGCCAAAGAAGAAGAAGGAGAAGAAAGAAAAAGAGAAGAAAAAGAAGGAGAAGGAGAAAGAGAAGCACAAGGCAAAAGUCGAGGAGGAGAAGAAAGCCAAGACGGCCCCACCAGCGAAAGCCCCCCAGCAGAAGAAAGCCCCUGCCAAGAAGGCCAACAGCACACUUCCCGUGAACAGGCAGCCGAAGAAGGCCGGGAAGCAGGCCUCAGCCACCUACGACUCGGAGGAGGAGGAAGAAGGCCUCCCCAUGACUUACGACGAGAAGCGCCAGCUCAGCCUGGACAUCAACCGCCUGCCGGGGGAGAAGCUGGGCCGGGUGGUGCACAUCAUCCAGUCGCGAGAGCCCUCCCUCAGGGACUCCAAUCCCGACGAGAUCGAGAUCGAUUUUGAAACCUUGAAGCCCACCACCCUGCGGGAACUCGAGAGAUACGUCAAGUCUUGCUUGCAGAAAAAACAGCGGAAGCCAUUUUCCGCGAGUGGGAAGAAGCAGGCGGCCAAGUCCAAGGAGGAGAUGGCUCAGGAGAAGAAGAAGGAGCUGGAGAAGCGCCUGCAGGACGUGAGCGGGCAGCUGAGCAACAACAAGAAGCCAGCCAAGAAAGAAAAAUCCGGCUCCUCGGCGCCAUCCGGUGGCCCGUCUCACCUCAGCAGCAGCAGCAGCUCCGAGUCGGGGAGCAGCAGCUCCAGCGGCUCCAGUUCCGACAGCAGCGACUCAGAAUGACCAGGGGGACUCUUGGCCCGUCCGGACUGGAAUCUCCGUCCCCCCGUUUUAUUUUUCUAACGGUUCCUCUCUUCCGUCGUGACCAAGUCUGCGUUUUCCACUCUUUGGCAGCCAUUUUAAAGGACUCCAUGUUACAGAACGAUCCCUCCUCGGAAGAGUUUCCUCCUCCUGCUUUUAUUAGGUCAAACGCCCGACUAGACUUGGUGACAAACAGUUUGCAUCACUUAAAGUCUCUAAACCCUUUUUUAGCCCGAAAUGCUGAAGGAAGGAAGAACUCGACAGAGACUCUAUUACCCCCCCCCCCCCGCCUGCACCAUGGCCGAAGCCCGGAGGGGGAGCGAUUCUGCCCUUUCUGGCAGGCUCCUUUGGCCAGGCCAGAGAGCCGAUUCUCCUGGAAGGCGAUGGGGGGGGGGAUUUUGGAGGGGGGAGCAACCUCAGUGAACGGUACUGCAGUGGGAGGAGGCCAGUGCGGCAAGGCCGGCCGGUCGGCCAUGUUCUAAUCUGCUGGUCUGCUGACUCCCCCCGCCCCCCACCAGGCAGCCACCUCCCCUUCUCCACUGGGAUGAAGAUCCUGAUCUUUUUUUAUAGAUAAGAGGGAAAAAGCUCAUGUACUGUGGAUUGUUUUUUAAAGCGUACCUUUUUAGAUAUUUCUUUUACCUUUUUUAAUCAAUAUAUAGAUUCAUGCUCUGGUUGUGAAAAACUCGUCAGAGGUGGCUGCCCUGUUGAGGGCAGUGGACGCGACCAGGGCCCAGCAAGCGGUUGCCCAGCCUUGGGUCUGCCUGUGCAGGACGGCAUCGCCCACCACCCUCUGGGGGGCAGGAGGGCCGUGCGGCCUGGCUCCUUGGCCAUUGGGCAGAGGGAGCCUGCGGAGCCCCAUUGCUCGGGAUCUCCCCGCAGCCUGGGCGUCCGUUCUCAUCCUGGCAUUGGAAGGGCGGGGGGUCCCUCGCUCUGUCCCCCUCCAAGCAGCAGGGGCUGCCAGAUCCAGGGCAAGGCGCCCCCGACAGCAGGCAGUCCGAGGUGGUGCCCUGGCUGAACUGCGGGCCGGGCUCCGUCCUUGCCAGGAGAACACGUGUGUUGUGCGAGUGCAGGUUUCCAAAUAAUCAAAACGUUUACCUCAAGGUACGGUGGGAGAAUAUGCUUUGGGGAAGGGGAGGGUGGGCAAACAAUGUUUUUGUAAGGAUCAUCCAUUUUUUAGGAGCUAUUUUGUUUCUCCAGCCUGCCCUGGAGACCUGCACUUUGCACACGACACACCCGGAACUGAGUAUCUUUUUCAUGUACAUAGAAAUACUUUAUUUAUUAACUCCAGUGGUCACUUAAAAAUGAAUCCUGCGUUUUGAAGAGCAGCAGACAAAAUGUAGGUUUGUGUUGUUUUUAAAACUAAGCUCUGAAAGAAAAUUGGGAAUCCUUUUAAUUUAAACGUAUCUGACUUUUUAACCAACAGGUGCUAUGGACCUUUGAUAGUUUCCUGUUCUGGUGCUUAUUCCUUGUACGUGGAUUCAGUUUGGGGGAAUGGGAUCGUUUGGGAUUCUUUGGGUUUCUUUUUGUAUAGACUUUGGACUUACAGGUAUUGGUAACUUCCAGAUAAAGCAUGUUUUAUUUGUAUAUUCCUAGUCUUCUCCCACGUCCGUCUUUUUCUCUGUAUCUUGUUUUAAAGUAGAACAGUUUGGAAAAAAAAAUAAAGCAACAAAGACCCA